This is a messenger RNA of Linepithema humile (Argentine ant), 1792 nucleotides long. Its product is annotated as odorant receptor 4-like. Gene Ontology annotation, biological process: detection of chemical stimulus involved in sensory perception of smell; sensory perception of smell. The record is from RefSeq and is a predicted model, not a curated record. Gene Ontology annotation, molecular function: olfactory receptor activity; odorant binding. NCBI's taxonomy places the organism in Eukaryota, Metazoa, Arthropoda, Insecta, Hymenoptera, Formicidae. Gene Ontology annotation, cellular component: plasma membrane.
AUGACCAUUCCGGUAGCAACGGAUCCUAUGCUGAUAGUCUGCGUACAACAUGCUUGCGGUCUUUUCGCAGCCAUAGGAUAUCAAUUGGAAAAUAUGAACCGGAAUGACAAUAUCGAUGUUAACGUUUACCCGCUAAUCGAAGACGAUGAACAUUACCGUAUAAUUUGUGACAGCAUCGCGAAACACAGAGAAAUUUUACAGUUUACUAAAUCAUUGGCAUCUUCAUACAGCACGACUUUCCUCGUUUUGACAAUAUUAAACGUGGCAAUUGUAACAUUCAGCGGAGUACAGACAGUGACCAAUCUAGAUCGGCCGACGGAGGCAUUCAGAUUUGCAGUGACGGGUGUCUGUCUAAUGAUGCAUUUUCUCUUUCUCAGUCUACCGGGCCAGAAAUUGAUAGAUCACAGUUCCAGCAUGCAUCAAGCCAUUUAUGCAGGAGAAUGGUAUGAAUCACCAUCGAAAUCGAAAAAACUCUUAAAUAUGAUAAUGUUGAGGAGUACUAUACCUUGUACGUUGACUGUAGGAAAAAUCAUGGUCCUUUCUCUUCCGAGUUUUAGCGCGAAUUCGCAAUAUAAUGUCAUUCGAAUACUAUUAAGUAUCGCCGGUCUCUGGCCCUAUCAUUCAGCAGUCAGACGUUAUGUGACAUAUGUUGUAACGGCAUUGAUACUCGGAUCCGGAUUUACAUUUCAGAUAAUGGGUGUUAUAAAAGUUUGGGAAAAUACUUUGGAAGUAGUUGACUCUCUGCCGUUGUUACUUUUUGCUGUAGCGAACAUAUUUAAAUUGAUCGCUCUGGUGAUUAAAUUACCCAAGAUAAAAUUACUUUUAAUAAAAAUACAAGAGUACUGUGUUUCGUCAAAGUCGGAUGGAGAAUAUAAAAUACAACAGUCACAUGCAACGUAUGGACGAAACUUUGGCAUUGUUUAUAUAAGUAUCAUACUUUUUCAUGACAUCUUGCUCGUAAUUACAACAGGAAUGGGUGGAUUUACUCGUGCAAGAUACGCAAACAGAACGUCAAAUAGUGGCGUUUUUCCCGGACUACCUUACCGCGUUGAUUACAUGGUUGACAUAGACACGAAUUAUAUGCCAAUUUUUAUACACACGCAUACGUGUCAUAUCGGUUAUAUGGCGCUAAUAAUAAUAUGCGAUACAUUUUAUUUAACAUUGGUGGAAUACUGUUGCGGUUUAUUCGAUGCAUUAAGAUUUCGACUGGAGCACGUAUACGACUUGAAAGACAAAUACAAUGGUUUGUCAAUGUCAUCAGCAAAAAAUAAAUGUUAUUCAAACGUGGCGUACAGCAUUCGGAGACAUGCAGAAGCAAUAGAGUUUGUCGCUAUUUUGGAAUCGGCAUAUAGUGUACCUCUCUUUAUACAUGUAGGAUGUUCCGUAUUAAUAAUGAGUUGUAUAGGAUAUCAGAUUUUAACAUAUUCGGGAAAUCUUAGUCACCUUUUGCACCACAUUAGCUAUUUGAACGGGCUUAUAAUCAAUGUAUUUUUUGAGAAUUGGCAAGGUCAGAAAAUUAUAGAUUCUAGCGAGAAGGUGUUUGACUCCCCAUAUAAUGCAGAAUGGUACAGUAUGCCAAUAGAGACAAGAAAACUUCUUGUGAUAAUAAUUAUGAAAAGUGAAAAACCACUGACACUAAGUGCAGCUAAUAAACUCAUCGUGAUGUCAUACGUGACUUUCAAUGCAAUGAUGCGGAUGUCGAUGUCAUACUUUACGUUAUUACGAUCUAUGCAGUAAAAUGCGUAAUAAACGACAAUUUUAGAUUUACGUUUUAUGAUCCAUCACAUUUCAA